AUGCACACAUGGAGCUAUCAUGAAUAUGCUUCUGCUAUUGAUAGCCCAAAUGUUCACUCAAGUUUGGUUUCUACAGAAAAUUUUGAGGUCACCUCUCCCUGGAAUGUAGUGGGGAUUGUCGGCCAGGACACAAUCCUUCCUUGCCACGUUUCUUCUACAAAGCCACUGGACGAUAUUGAAGUGCGAUGGAAGAAAAUCACAGAUGGGCAUAUAGAGGAUAUCCACAUAUACAGGCAGUCUGGUGGCAAACCAGCACAGAAAUACCUUGGGCGGACAUCGUUGCUAACAGAUGGAUUUGCCACUGGGAAUGUGUCCCUAACAUUGAAGAACGUCCAGCCAGCAGAUGAAGGAACAUACAGCUGCUUUGUGAAGUCCAGGGACUGGAGUGCUGAUACAACCACUGUGCUCAGCAUUGCAGGAGUUGAGAAAAACACUCAGGAUGCAGAUCGUGGUGAUCUGAAGAUUCGAUGUGGUAAGAGACCAUUUACAGUGGAAAAUGGAAAGGGUGUUGGCAUUGUGGAAAACAGACAGACCUGCACUGCCCUUGGAAAGGCAGAGGUGCAAGCUGUCUGUGUCCUGAUGCUAUGCACUGACCAGAGAGCUAGAACAGUCAAGCACAAGCCCUCCACCCAGACACCUAUCAUUGAGCGCCAGCUGCCCAUUGUGGUGGGGAGGGAGGGCUUUGCCUCUGGGCACCAUUACUGGGAGGUGCAGGUGUGGAAUGGGCUGGACUGGGAGCUGGGGGUGCUGACAGAGACUGUGAGGGGGAGACUGAAAGAGAGGAGCUGGGAGGAACUCCCUGAGGAUGGGGUCUGGUCGCUGAGAAGGGUGAACGGGGAGUACUGGCCUGAGGAGGUCAACACUGUGAUGCAGAGUCAAACUGUCCAACUACCAGUGGUUGGGCUGGACUUGGACUUAGAGCAGAGCACGCUCUCCUUCUACAACACUGGGGCUUCAGACCGCAUCCUGGAAAACUCCAUCAAAGCGUCAACAAAGCUGUACCCAUUCCUCAGGCCAGGCCUUGGUGAGGCAGGAGAGAUGGGCAAACCCCUCACCAUCAACCACAACGCAGACUGGGACUUCCCCCAAACAGUCUUGCCAUAA
This is a messenger RNA of Nipponia nippon (crested ibis), 1104 nucleotides long. NCBI's taxonomy places the organism in Eukaryota, Metazoa, Chordata, Aves, Pelecaniformes, Threskiornithidae. The record is from RefSeq and is a predicted model, not a curated record.